ACUUUUCAACAUAUGACCGCUCCCAAAUGCACAGAUCAUCGUGAAUGUUAUUAUCCCUGCUGCGUCGAACACAAGAUCUCUGUCGAUCAGUCUUUGCAAAGCCAUGUGGUCAGCGAGGAUACUAUACGGGGCCAUCGCUGCCUUGGAAACAAAUAUUCCCCCCGGCAUAAGCAAAAGCAGGGAUUACUUCUAGCUGGGAGCGCAGAUGAGCACAUUUCCCUGUCAGUUAUGAAACGACGGAGUUCCGUAUGCAAUGCCAGCUCUUCUGGUCCGAAGCGAACCGGAUCUUGACAGACCUUCCUAAAACAGUACGAGAAACUGCCAUCGGCC
Molecule: messenger RNA, 330 nt
Organism: Xylona heveae TC161
Lineage: Eukaryota; Fungi; Ascomycota; Xylonomycetes; Xylonales; Xylonaceae
Exons: 1
Coding region: 13-291 (92 amino acids)
Source: RefSeq, a predicted model, not a curated record